AUGGAUCUGAACCCCAAGUACGACAACUAUGAUUUCCCCAUCAAGGGCCCUGAGAAGCAGGAUGGCCACGCCGGCUACCUCACAGAGGACCAGAUCGCCAAGCUUCACCAGUUCCGCAUGAUGCUCGAGUCCGAAGGUUGCACUGAUCGAUUGGACACCUUGACGCUGCUUCGAUUCCUCCGAGCGCGCAAGUUCGAUGUCGAGGCCGCCAAAGCCAUGUUCUUGGAUACUGAGAAAUGGCGAAAGGAGGUUAAGCUUGACGAGACUGUGCCCAUCUGGGACUACCCCGAGAAGGCUGAGAUCGGAAAGUACUACACUCAGUUCUACCACAAGACCGACAAGGAUGGACGACCCAUCUACAUCGAGACGCUUGGAGGCAUUGAUCUGACCGCCAUGUACAAGAUCACCAGCGCUGAUCGCAUGCUCCUGAACCUCGCUGUCGAGUACGAGCGCGUCGCCGAUCCGCGUCUUCCUGCCUGCUCCCGCAAGGCCGGCCACCUCCUCGAGACAUGCUGCACCAUCAUGGACCUCAAGGGCGUUUCCAUCACCAAGGUGCCCCAGGUCUACUCCUACGUCCGACAGGCCUCUGUCAUCUCCCAGAACUACUACCCCGAGCGCCUCGGCAAGCUGUACAUGAUUAACGCCCCCUGGGGUUUCUCCACCGUCUGGAGUGUUGUCAAGGGCUGGCUCGACCCCGUCACCGUCUCCAAGAUCAACAUUCUCGGCUCUGGAUACAAGAGUGAGCUCCUCAAGCAGAUCCCCGCCGAGAACCUCCCCAAGCAGUUCGGUGGCGAGUGUGUGUGCGAAGCUGGCUGUGAGAACAGCGAUGCUGGUCCUUGGCACGACCCUGAGUGGGCUCGUCCCGCCUGGUGGGAGAAGAAGCAGGAUGCCAACGUCAUCGAGAACAAGGGAUCUGAGAUUGAGGAGCCCGCAAAGGCUCCCGAGGCUGCUCCAGCUGCCGAGGGUGCUGAUGCUACCCAGACUGCUCCUGCCCCUGCCCCUGCUGCCGCUUAA
Molecule: messenger RNA, 1014 nt
Organism: Fusarium fujikuroi IMI 58289
Lineage: Eukaryota; Fungi; Ascomycota; Sordariomycetes; Hypocreales; Nectriaceae
Product: probable phosphatidylinositol/phosphatidylcholine transfer protein SEC14
Exons: 4
Coding region: 1-1014 (337 amino acids)
Source: RefSeq, a predicted model, not a curated record